Molecule: messenger RNA, 1528 nt
Organism: Blastomyces gilchristii SLH14081
Lineage: Eukaryota; Fungi; Ascomycota; Eurotiomycetes; Onygenales; Ajellomycetaceae
Product: nicotinamide N-methyltransferase
Exons: 2
Coding region: 186-1316 (376 amino acids)
Biological process (GO): peptidyl-lysine dimethylation
Molecular function (GO): protein-lysine N-methyltransferase activity
Source: RefSeq, a predicted model, not a curated record
UUUCCCCUUCCCCUGACUACAUACAACACACCACCCAUUCCCUUUCUAUAUCCCCCUUCUUCUUUUCUUCUCCCUCUGGUGUACGAGCAAUCAUGUUACCCAACUAGAAGAUUCUAGUGUCUCUCCACUGCAAAUGUCCCCCGCACAAAUAUUACCUUUGAUUAAAAAACCAAAAACACCCCGCGAUGCUCCCAUCUCGCGUAAAACUUCUACACCACCACCAUGAUCAUGGUCAUGAACCCCCCUCCCACCCCUCAACUACUACCCAGAUCCCGUCCCCCUCAUCCCCUUCCUCCACCUCCACCUCCACCGAUGACGUCGAAGACCUUCUAACAAGCUUCCUCCCACACCUCUACCCGGACGAGGCGCCAUCAUGUCUAGGGGAACCCGGCCAGACCGUUCUAUACACUUCAGGCGCAUGGGGUGAUCUGACGGUUAUGGUUCCCGAUUACCCCAAGAUAGAAGGGGGUGGGGAGGAGGAAAAGCUUGACAAGGGAGCAGAAGGUGUUGAGGAGGGAAGGCGACUCUUCGCGCAUUAUUUGUGGGGUGGCAGCUUAGUUGUUGCUGAAGGGAUUGAGCGCGCAGUGGAGGAAAUGGCUGGAGGAAAUGGGGUGGGAGAAGAGGAGGGGAAGGAGAAAGAUUUGAUUUGGGAUGUACGGGGUGAGAAGGUUUUGGAGCUUGGUGCAGGCGCGGCCCUCCCGUCACUCGUAAGCGCGCUCGCCGGUGCUGCCCAGGUUACGAUAACAGACCAUCCGUCCUCUCCUGCCCUGUACGGCGCCAUCCAGGCAAACGUCACUAAUAAUAUUCCCGAACAUCUCCAGUCUAGAAUAUCCAUACAGCCGCACGAAUGGGGUGUGUUGGGUCUCGAUGAAGCAUCUUCCCAGGAAAACAAGGCACAAGCUCCCCAGAAACAGACCGCUUUGAAAUUCACCGUGGAGAAUCAAGCCUCAUUUACCAGGAUCAUUGCGGCGGAUUGUCUGUGGAUGAGAGAUCAACAUGAGAAUCUUGUACGGAGUUUAUUGUGGUUUCUCGCACCACCAGCAUCAUCACCAUCAUCAUCACCGUCGUCGUCGCCAGAUGUAAAUGGGGCCGUAGCUUGGGUAGUUGCGGGAUUCCAUACUGGAAGAGAGAUUGUGGCAUCAUUCUUUGAGACGGCAGUGGCUAUGGGUUUAGUUGUGGAGAAGAUAUGGGAACGAGACGUCAAUGCGACGAGUGAGGAAGGGGAGGUUACGAGGGAGUGGAUGUCUGUACGUCCGGAAGAGGGCCCGGAAAACAGGGCGAGAUGGUGCGUUGUUGCGUUCUUGAGAAAGGGGUGAAAUAGUAACCGUCAUUUGGGAUGUAGAUUUUACAUGUCUUUUUAUAUGUGAUGGUUGUGAUGAAUUUUAUACUAGGGCUCCAGAAUAGCAGAGAGUUACAAUUGAACCCCAGGCAAACUGGUCGUUUUCAUGACGCUGAUAUCGAAAAUGAUUUUUUUUUUUUUAUUCUAUACUCUAUUUUCAUAACUCAUCACCCCAUCAUAGCUUUUAAC